UUGUGUUUCGUAUUCUCUCGAUGUUUAUGUAUUUUGCCGAUUGCUAUGGGUCCUCCUAUGAACGCACUCCGGAGGUAUGAACUUCUUGAUCUAGUUGGAGAAGGUAGAAAUGGAGAGGUCUAUAAGGCCCAGAGUGAGAUUAAUUCGAUUGUUGCCGUUAAGAUAAUUCCUUUUUAUGAUAAAGAGAAUGCUUUUCCAUCUGACGUCAUGAGUAAAAUCUCUUUGAUGGAGGAGUUGGAACAUAAAAACGUCGUCAGGCUACUUACUGUGGAAAAGCUGGAAGACUAUUCAUAUGGCUGUAAGCUUAUUAUGGAGUUCGCAAGCUCUAACCUUUCCAGGUACAUCAGAGAGAAUGCGAAGAGCGGAAUAUGUCCCCAACAGGCAAAACUAUUUCUUAUGCAGAUACUGAAAGGUCUCAACUAUUGUCACUCUAGAAAAGUUAUGCAUCGAAAUCUGAAACCUGCAAAUAUACUACUAACUGCCGAUGGAGUAAUAAAGCUAGCUGCUUUCGGUAGCAGCGCCGCAUUUGAUGUUCCUAGUCUACAAAAUAAUCACAAUGUUGGAACUCUUCGGUACAGGGCACCUGAAAUGCUGCUUGGUCUGCCAUACACUAAUUUGGUCGAUAUCUGGGCUGUCGGUUGUAUUUUUGUUGAGCUUCUGACAUUAAAACCUCUGUUUGAUGGAACUUCAAAUACUGCUGUACUGAGGAGCAUAUUCAGCAUAUUUGGCGUGCCGACUGAGACAGAUUUUAAGGGAGCCUCAUCAUAUUUUCUCAACACGCUUGCAAUAGAGGAGCCAACCAUUAAAUACCGGAGAAGCCUUGCACGUCUUGUUCCCAUCCUCUCGGAGCAAGGACUCGACCUUCUAGAGAGGAUGCUUUGCAUUAAUCCAUGUAGAAGGAUUACUGCUGCGAACGCGCUGGUGCAUCCAUAUUUCAGAAAUUUCUUUACGCAAACGUUUGCCCGCAGAAUCCUCGAACUAAAUUCUUAAACAUCCUUCACUCCAUCAUAUGAAAAUCAAAGUGCAUAUAUUCCAGCUUCGGACAACAGGUACGUAAUAAAAAAACAAGAACCGAACCCCCUUUUCGCCUUUUGUGAUAUUUUACUUAGUAUGAACUAAGUGUACCCACUAUCGUUCUCAAAUGUGCAGUAUGUCUCUUUUCUUACAGCUGCCGUUACGACAAAUAGCUCUAAUAAGAUUAGCUCACUGCGGGUAGAUUGUUUCUUACAUUUAUAAUGCUCACGAUUUAAUAUUAGAUCAACUAUAUACUUAAUUGUUUGAGGUCUGGGUAAAUUCUCAACCGAACUUAAUAGCUUGCAAACUAUAUAGA
Molecule: messenger RNA, 1330 nt
Organism: Andrographis paniculata
Lineage: Eukaryota; Viridiplantae; Streptophyta; Magnoliopsida; Lamiales; Acanthaceae
Exons: 9
Coding region: 46-990 (314 amino acids)
Biological process (GO): signal transduction; regulation of G2/M transition of mitotic cell cycle; protein phosphorylation
Cellular component (GO): nucleus; cyclin-dependent protein kinase holoenzyme complex; cytoplasm
Molecular function (GO): cyclin-dependent protein serine/threonine kinase activity; ATP binding; cyclin binding
Source: RefSeq, a predicted model, not a curated record